AUGUUACUGGAUGCUGGUCACCAGUUCCCCGGACUGGGAGUGGGCUCAUUUGCUAGACAUCACUCAGCGAGCGAGAUGCAGGAGAGAGACUUGAGUUUGGCACAAAAUAGCUUUGUAGACUCCGCACACAUGGGUGCGUUUAAGCUGAACCAUGAUCUCUCUCCGGGACAGAGCUCUGCCUUCACCACCCAGGCGCCGGGCUACCCCGCUGCGGCUCUGGGGGCUCACGCCGCCCAUGUCACAUCGUAUGCAAGCUCUCCUUUCAACUCCACCAGGGACUUUCUCUUUCGUAGUCGUGGCUUCGGAGAAUCCUCUCCGGCGAGCAGCCAACAUACUAUUUUUGGCCCCACGGCGGGAUCCCUUCAUCACUCCCACACAGACACUCAGGGCCACAUUCUGUUCCCCGGGAUCCACGACCAACAUGGGUCCCACGGAUCCCCGAAUGUCCUUAACGGACAAAUGAGGCUCGGCCUACCCGGAGAAGUUUUCGGACGCUCCGACCAGUACCACCAGGUUUCCAGCCCGAGGACCGACCCGUACUCGGCCGCGCAGCUCCACAACCAGUACGGCUCCAUGAAUAUGAACAUGGGGAUGAACAUGGCAGCCCAUCACCACCCCGGUGCCUUUUUCCGCUACAUGAGGCAGCAGUGCAUCAAACAGGAGCUCAUCUGCAAGUGGAUCGACCCCGAGCAGCUCAGCAACCCAAAAAAGUGUUGCAACAAAACUUUUAGCACCAUGCAUGAGUUGGUCACACACGUCUCGGUAGAGCAUGUCGGUGGACCGGAGCAGACCAACCACGUCUGUUUCUGGGAGGAUUGCUCCCGGGAGAGCAAACCGUUCAAGGCGAAAUACAAACUGGUUAACCACAUUCGGGUGCACACCGGGGAGAAGCCUUUUCCAUGUCCCUUCCCCGGCUGUGGAAAGGUCUUCGCACGGUCGGAAAACUUGAAGAUACACAAGAGAACACAUACAGGAGAGAAGCCGUUCCAGUGUGAGUUUGAAGGUUGCGACAGAAGGUUUGCAAACAGCAGCGACCGAAAGAAACACAUGCAUGUUCACACGUCGGACAAGCCUUAUCUCUGCAAAAUGUGUGACAAGUCCUAUACACAUCCCAGCUCCCUAAGAAAACACAUGAAGGUCCACGAAUCCUCUCCAUCAGCCUCAGACUCAUCACCAGCAGCCAGCUCUGGGUAUGAAUCUUCCACACCUCCAGGUCUGGUGUCUCCCACCACUGAGACCCAAAGCAACACUACCCUGUCCCCAGCCUCAGCUGUCCACAACACCACCAGUCACAGUGGCCUAUCCUCCAAUUUCAGUGAAUGGUAUGUUUAGGACUAAGAUGAAAUGAAGCAACACACACUCAUUUCACAGCACUGGAACAUCCAGCAGGAGAUUGGGACACGUGCACACAAGAGGCACACAAACAUUUGUUUAUUUUUUAUUUUGCUAUUUUUGAUUCACCAGGGAAGAUGACGAUUACCAACAGAGGAAAAUAUGUAUAAUAGUCGAGGUGUAUUUCAUAUUGUAAAUAAUUACUAAAAGCCCACUUUCCCAUUGGUUGUGAUAGUUUGUCAGUCUUUGGUGUAUAGAUGUUCCUUCAAUGGUAGCUAUUUCUCUAACUGGACUUUUAGUGCACAUAUUACGCUAAAAUUGUACUAUAAUGUUGAAUAUUGUGAUCUUAAGGCAAAUUGAUUGUACUAUACUAAACACCUAUAAACUGGAAAGAGUGCCAAAGUUAACAUUUAACUCAAACAGACCACAAUAUUAUGCUUGUGAAUGUAUAUUUUAGUUUGCUGGGCUUAACUUGUGAUGUUUUGUGCUUUGCAAGUUUGAAUUGUGAAAUACUAUCUGGAAGAUUGUGAGGAAAAUAAACGUUGUGCCGUUCGAUUUUCUGUAACUACACCCAUC
Molecule: messenger RNA, 1908 nt
Organism: Toxotes jaculatrix (banded archerfish)
Lineage: Eukaryota; Metazoa; Chordata; Actinopteri; Toxotidae
Gene: ptprjb.2
Product: zic family member 2 (odd-paired homolog, Drosophila), a
Exons: 3
Coding region: 1-1332 (443 amino acids)
Biological process (GO): central nervous system development; regulation of transcription by RNA polymerase II
Cellular component (GO): nucleus
Molecular function (GO): DNA-binding transcription factor activity, RNA polymerase II-specific; RNA polymerase II cis-regulatory region sequence-specific DNA binding
Source: RefSeq, a predicted model, not a curated record